AUGAGUUUGCAUCGCUGUGUAGCAAUGCAGUUUCUCAAAUCAAACCCCACUCUUUUGAAUUCUGUGACCGAACACAUUCCCAUCAUUGAUUACUUAAACACCAACAUCAAACUCUCCAAAGCGCAAUCCGUCUACAUCUCAAAACGACUUUCUCAGGCUAGGUGCCCUCAGCAUCCAUGGACUGUGCUUAAUUAUUUGAAACAGACUGGACUUUCUGAAUCGCAGAUUCUGUCUAUGAUUGGUUGUCAACCCCAAAUAUUAUUCUCCAGUAUCAGUGAAACCCUGAAGCCGAAAAUCGAGUACUUUCAGCUUCUAGGGUUCCAGGGUUCUGAGUUGAGUAAGCUUCUAUCAAAAAAUGCAAAGCUUUUGGUGUGUAGCUUGAAUAAAACGUUGGUGCCCUCUGUGGAGGCUUUCAGGAGAAUCAUUAACGAAGAGAAAGAUUUGAUUAAGUUGCUGCACAGAAAUGGGAAUUGGAUGAUCCCGAACCACCAAAAGGUUUUGCGUAAUGCUGCUUUCUUACAGAGUUGUGGGAUCGUUGGGUCUCAGCUUUCCUUUUUACUUGCAACUGAAGGUCGCCUUUUUGUUCAACAAGAAUCUCUGCUUCAAAACCAUGUUUCACGGGCUGUCAACAUGGGUUUCUCCAUAAACUCAAGAAUGUUUGUGUAUGCGCUUCGGGUAAUUUCUAGUUUGAGCAUUGUUAAGCUUGACAGAAAGUUGGAGUUAAUUCAGAGUUGCGGGUUUUCCAAAGAUGAGACCAUGCGAAUCUUUAGAAGAUCUCCCCCAUUGCUUCAUCAAUCUGAGAAGAGGCUGAAAUUUGGAAUUGGUGUGUGCUUGGAUAAAAUUAUGGUGCCUAGGUCACUACUGGUUAAUAACCCUGUGAUUUUGAUGUUAAGCAUGGAGAAAAGGGUGAUUCCUCGAUGGAGGGUACUCCAACUGUUAAUCUCAAAAAAAUUAAUACCUGAUAAGAUUCCGAAUUUUCUUGCAGUGCUUAAGUUACGGGAGGAUAAAUUCAUGGAGAAGUACAUUUCGGAGUUUAGAGAUAAUGAAAAGGCUUUAUUGGAGGCAUACAAGGGUCACUGUCACGAAGAUGCUUCUACAUAA
Molecule: messenger RNA, 1101 nt
Organism: Prosopis cineraria
Lineage: Eukaryota; Viridiplantae; Streptophyta; Magnoliopsida; Fabales; Fabaceae
Product: transcription termination factor MTERF2, chloroplastic-like
Exons: 2
Coding region: 1-1101 (366 amino acids)
Biological process (GO): regulation of DNA-templated transcription; chloroplast organization
Cellular component (GO): chloroplast
Molecular function (GO): double-stranded DNA binding
Source: RefSeq, a predicted model, not a curated record